AUGGUUUUAGUUCAAGACUUAUUGCACCCAUCCCCAGCUUCCGAAGCCCAACAGCACAAAUUAAAGACUUUGGUCCAGUCCCCAAGAUCCUACUUCAUGGACGUCAAAUGUCAAGGCUGUUUGAACAUCACCACCGUGUUCUCCCAUGCCCAAACCGCCGUCACCUGUGACGGCUGCUCCACCGUCUUGUGCACCCCUACUGGUGGUAAGGCCAAGUUGACCGAAGGUUGUGCCACCAGAAGAAAGUAA
Suhomyces tanzawaensis NRRL Y-17324 is the source of this 249-nucleotide messenger RNA. It is a transcript of the gene RPS27A, whose product is annotated as 40S ribosomal protein eS27. NCBI's taxonomy places the organism in Eukaryota, Fungi, Ascomycota, Pichiomycetes, Serinales, Debaryomycetaceae. Bases 1 to 249 code for a protein of 82 amino acids. The transcript has a single exon. Gene Ontology annotation, molecular function: structural constituent of ribosome; RNA binding. The record is from RefSeq and is a predicted model, not a curated record. Gene Ontology annotation, cellular component: ribosome; cytosolic small ribosomal subunit. Gene Ontology annotation, biological process: ribosomal small subunit assembly; translation.